Molecule: messenger RNA, 1317 nt
Organism: Ectocarpus siliculosus
Lineage: Eukaryota; Phaeophyceae; Ectocarpales; Ectocarpaceae
Source: the annotation of a GenBank genome assembly
GAGGAAAGAAACCGAGGAUAAGGAGGGUCUAGAAGUCUACGGAAUGUUGAAAGAAGGAAUAGGGUUCAAGGAUUACCUACAUGGACCAAUGGAUGCAGGAACAAAGCUUAAGGUCAAAUUCAGGACCGGGGACAUAGGCCGUCGAGAACGUCGACGAAGACAUAAGACGGUAGACGACGAAGACGACAAGUUCAAAUGUGACUGCGGCUUCGAAUGCGAAGACCGUGUUCAUGUAGUCGCGGAGUGUCAGUUGUACAAGAAGGAGAGGGAAGUGCACAUGACUGAGCUGGGAAAAUACAAGGGACGUACAGGGAGAUGUUUGAGGCAUGGAAUAGAGAGGAGAGGACGGUAGCUGUACUGGGGAGUAGGAAGUGGUUGAAAAGGCGGGAAGGGAUUAUCGUUAGGAUAGACAGACUAGGGAAGACAUUUUUGAGCCACCUUUGGGCAAAGUAGGAAGGAACGAUUGGCCAUCGGUGAUCGGUCCUGUGGGAACAAUGCUCCUUCCUCUCGAGGACGCGUGGUCAAUGGUCUAAUCGCUAAGGCAUGCAAAACAUAAGAGUACAGCAAGAAGAAGGCGGUGGCGACGGCGUCGUCCCGGCGGGGGCCGCCGAGGCCGAUCUCGAAGCUGGCGCAGUUUUUGGGCGGCAAGAAGACCACGAGGGGAAGCAAGGGGAAGAGAGCGGCGGCGGUGGCAUCGACGUCGGCGUCGUCUUCUGGGUUGCCGCGACUAAGGCCCGGAACGGAGGUUUUCUCGUGCUUCCGGAUGGCGGGAGGGGCCCGGGGGCCGGGAACUGUCUGGUACAGGGGGAGCGUCAAGGUCGCCCACAGGGACGGCACGGUCGAUGUCAGGCGGAGCCGGCGCGCGGCGGCGGCGGAGGGCCGCUGGGCGUGGGCGCGUGGCCGCCGGAGCUUCUUGAAGCUGCUCAGGCGGCCGGGCUUACCUUGCCGCCGGGAGCGGGCAGGGUCAGUGGUGGCGGCGGAGGCGGCGGAGGCGGAGGCGGUGGCCACCCGCAUGGGGGCCCCCCGGGGGGGCACAGGAUCGGUGGAGGGGCCAGGGCCGGCGGUACUAUUCUACGGAUGACAAUCCCGGGGAUGGUGGACGAGGACUCCCCCGCGGGGCCGGGGGUCCGGAUCCAGCUCAUGUCCACGCGCAGAGAGAUGCCCCCUCCGCCUUCGUCAUCGGCGGCGGCGGCUUCGGCGGCGGCGGCGGCGGCUUCGGCGGCGGCGGCGGCGGGGGGGGGGUCGGGCUCGCAGCAGCCGCAGCAGCAGGUCGUCUUGCGUCGCAGGGCCAAGGGAGGCAGGGGGGGGGGGGUCUAG